AUGACAAAGUAUGGCCAUUUGGCCGCCAUUGUUUCGCCCGUUCCCCAUUCUCCUGUUCCAAAGCGUAGCUUAGAUUGUUGUGAUCCAUCUGAACUGCUAAGGGAACAUUACAGAUCCAUCAAGGAAAGGAAAGAAGAAGCUGUAGACAUCUUGAGAAGGAUAUACCCUGCUGAGGAGGUUGAAGCAGAAAUUGAGGCUCUACGACUAUCAGUUGAAGCUGAAAUUGCUGAGGAAGGUUCGAUCGGAGAAUAUAGUUUACCUGGUAAGUUAAGGAAGGCAUUGAGCAGUGUAGCUGUCCGGAGAGGACUCGUUGCAGGCAUUCUCUGCCAGGUUGCUCAACAGUUUGUGGGUAUCAAUACCGUUAUGUAUUACAGUCCCACUAUUGUUCAGUUGGCUGGCUUUGCUUCUAACAGUACUGCCUUAGCACUUUCUCUAAUAACCUCUGGGCUCAAUGCCCUUGGAUCCAUAGUCAGCAUCUACUUUGUUGACAGAGCUGGGAGGAGAAGGUUGCUACUUCUCAGUUUGAUUGGUAUCGUAACCUGUCUUGCAUUACUUAGUGGUGUGUUCUUUGGAGUAACAAAACACUCACCAGCGGUUAGCAAAGAGGAAACUCAACUAUUCGGCAAUUACACAUGUCCUGCUUUCAACCCAACCUCAGGCAUGGAAUGGACGUGUAUGGACUGCAUGAGAGCAACUUCUGAGUGUGGCUUUUGUGCUCAUGGAGGGAAUAAACUUCUUCCCGGAGCAUGCUUGCGGUCGGAUUCUACGGUUAGAGAUGCUUGUCACGCCAAUCAUCGUGAGUGGUAUACUCGAGGAUGCCCAAGCAACUUUGGAUGGUUGGCUCUCGUCGCUCUCGGAGCAUACAUUGUAUCUUACUCUCCUGGCAUGGGCACUGUCCCCUGGAUUGUCAACUCGGAGAUAUACCCCUUACGAUACCGAGGACUCUGUGGGGGGUUGGCCGCAGUAGCUAAUUGGGUCUCCAAUCUGAUCGUCACGCAAACCUUUCUGAGCUUGACAGAGGCUUUAGGAACAGCUCCCACCUUCCUCUUGUUCUGUGGCAUUUCUGCUGUUGCCUUUGUGUUUAUCUUUUUACUUGUACCGGAAACCAAGGGUUUAUCAUUCGAAGAAGUGGAGAAGAUGUUGGAAAGCAAUGAUUAUAAGGCAUGGCGUGGAGCAAGGACUCAGGAAAGCAAAGACCAUAAUACAUGACUAUUAUUCAUCAUAAGAGAUGUUAUUCAUGUUACUGUCUUACAAAUAAAAAUUUUACGAAAACUUUUGUCUGCUGAGC
This is a messenger RNA of Musa acuminata subsp. malaccensis (wild Malaysian banana), 1288 nucleotides long. The record is from RefSeq and is a predicted model, not a curated record. Lineage: Eukaryota; Viridiplantae; Streptophyta; Magnoliopsida; Zingiberales; Musaceae.